AUGCUAUUAUCAUGUAAUAAAGUAGAAACUCGACUUUUAGAUGGUAGCGAUAAUAAUAAAAACAAUCCAGCUUCGGGUACUCCGCAACAAAAUUUUCAAGCGAAAUAUCCUCCUGAACCUUUUUUUGGUCCAGACGGUGAUUCGAUGAUAAAAUGUCCUUCUGACAUUGUUAACGACGCUGACCUAACACAAAAACCACCUAAUUGUGCAGAUCCACUACCAGCUGAUAAUUAUCCAAUGCCAAGAUGUAUUUCUAACAUUUUAGCAAAUUAUCGUUUGGGCAAGUUUGAUAUUGGGAAAGCAAUGAGUUAUCGAUCUAAAAGACGAACUAGUCAUUUGACUACUUUUUUUGCUGAAUUUGUUGGUUAUGAUCUUAUCAGUUCAUCAAAUAAUGUUAAAUCAGAUCAUCAACUGUAUAUACCAUCUGAUGACAAAACGUAUAAUUCAUAUUCAUAUAGUUCAUUACCAGGUCAAUUAAGCGAUCUUAGGUUUUUACCUUUUAAUCGAUCGGAUUUUCUUAAUACUACUACACAAAAAUCCAAGCGCACUAGUUACAAUAAUUUAACUCCUUUUCUGGACUUGAGUCCUAUUUAUGGUGUCACUGCUGAAAAUGCAAAAAGUCUUCGUGAGGGUAAUAGAGGAAAAUUAAAGACCAGUGGAAAUGGGGCUGAUACUUACCCAUUCAAAGAUCCAACAACAGGAAAUUAUGUCCUUGGACCUGUUGGAGCACGAUCAAAUAAUAUUUUUACGAUGGCCGUUCAGACAAUUUGGCUGCGUGAACAUAAUAGAUUAUGUGAUGAUCUCUAUGAAAAAAAUAACACGUGGACUGAUGAUCAAUAUUUUGAAGAGGCUAGGAAAUGGAAUAUUGCAAUAUAUCAAAAAGUUGUUAUGGAAGAAUACCUUGGCGUCAUACUGGGUAAACAACUGCCACCAUAUCAAAAAUACGACCCAGCUCUAACUCCUGGGAUUGAUGUUUUUUUUUCAACAGUAACAUUCAAAUAUGGUCAUAGUGAAUUGAGUGAUUUUUUUCGAAUUCAAGAUGAAUAUGGUAGCACGAUCAUGGAAUUACCAUUACAAAAUGUUACAGAUACGAGUUUACUGGAAAAAUUUGGUGUAGCAAGAUUGUUGAUAUCAUUAUCUUUACAAUAUCAAGAAGAAUCUGAUGUAUAUUAUUCUGAUGCAACAAGAAAUAUUAAUUCACCUGAACCAAACACUUACGAUCUUGCAGCAUUUGAUGUUUUAAGGGCUAGGGAUAGAGGAAUUGGAUUAUAUAAUGAUGUUCGUCAGGCAUACGGUUUAAAUAGGAAAGAUUCAUGGGAAAGUAUAACUUCAGUUAAGGAAAUACAGGAUUAUCUAAAACAAUUGUAUCCUAAUGGUCCUAAUCAAUUAGAAGCUUCGGUUGGAAUAAAGGUUGAAGAUAAUUUAAUUGAUUCAAACUUUGGCGAACUGAUGAAUACCAGUAUGGUCACCCAAUUUAUGGCUAUUAGAGAUUCAGAUAGAUUUUGGUGGGAGAACGAAGAGAAUGGCUUGUUUACUGAUCAAGAAAGAUCCACUGAGCUUAGAAAUAAAACAACAUUUAGAGAUAUUAUUAUACGUAAUUUAGAUAAUACUUUUCAAGCAGCAAUCCCACAAAAUAUCUGGACAGUUCAACCACCACAGAAAUUGCCUGAUUCACCAUCAAAAUACUCUGGUCAUAUUGAUUUAUGGCCAUCAGCAUAUGUUAUUAGUUAUGAAAUUGUUGAAAAUUAUAUUAAUUUUCAAGUUCAAAUACUAACUACAGGUGGUAAUGCAUGGUUUGGAAUGGGAUUUGAUCCUAAUGAUAAGGGUGGAAUGAUUGGUGCAGAUUUCGUAAUUGGAAUUAUUUCUAAUGGAAAUCUAUCAUCUUUAUCAAAUUAUCAAUCCAAUCCAACUGAUUACAGACCUCCUAUACCUUACGGUGAUGAUUCAGAUUUAAAAUUAAUUAAUUAUACGCCUCCUGAUAGGAAUAAUUUUGCAAUUGUUGAAUUCUCAAGAUUAUUAGUACCUAAUGGGAGAAAAGGGAUUACAAAAGGAUAUACAAAAUAUAUUUUGGCUUAUAACCCUACAAGUUCAAUACUUUCAUAUCAUCAAAAUAAUCGUCGAAGGACAUUGGUUGAUUUUUACAAUAACCAAAUUUCUUCAUCAUCUGUACCUGAAAAUCAAAGAUUAGUGAAAUUAGCUCAUGGUAUUGGAAUGUUAUUAAGUUGGUGUGUUAUAUUUCCUGCUUCUAUUUUUAUUGUAAGAUAUUACAAACAUACAAAUAGUUACAUCAAUAUACAUCGAUUUCUACAAUUGUUUGCUACCAUUUGUAUUUGUGGUUUUGGUGCAGCAGCUAUUGCAACAACAAUUAAUCCAAGCUCAAUCCAUGCAUGGCUUGGAACAUCAGUAUUUGCUUUGUUAUUUAUUGAACUUGGAUCAGGUCUAAUAUCAAUUUGGGGUCAAGUGGCAAUAGUCUCAGUUAACCAGGGAUAUCCUAGACUUCUUAAAAGAAUUCACAGAUUUUUUGGAUUUUCUUUAUUGGCAUCUGCCUGGACAAGUGUGUAUUUUGGAAUUGAUAUAUAUUGUUUACUUUAUGGAUUUGAAUCAUAUUAUUAUAAAAUUGCAUAUCUUAUAUGGAUUGGUAUAGUAAUAGCAACAUUUAUAUUUGGUGAAUAUUGGUGGAAUUGGAAAGGAACUUUUAGAUGGAAGUACACCCUGUCAAAUUUUGAAAAAGAAAAUCAAAAGAAAAAAUCUCUGUUUUUAUUGCAUAUUCCCAAAGAAGAUUAUGAUAAACUACCAGAAUUUACAUGGAAUGAAGUUAAUGAGCGUGUUCAACAUGGUGCAUAUUUAGUAGUUUGUGAUGGGUUUAUUGUUAACAUGAGAAAAUGGAUUAGGGUACAUCCUGGUGGAGCAAAAAUUCUUGAACGUGUCAUAGGAACAGAUAUAACAAAUGAUUUUUUUGGUUAUAAGGGUAAAGAUAUCAUUGAGUUUAUUGAUUUACCAGAAAUAAAAUCUGUUCCAACUAGCUAUUCACCAUCAAUAUUAGGGCAAUACUCUGAUAUUUUACUUGAGAGAACCAAAAAAUACACAACUGGAAAAAAUUCUGUUGCACAAGUUGUUGAUGAUAUGAAUGUCAAAUAUUUCUUAAAGGCUCCUUUGGCUAUACACCCACAUAGUUUGUUUGCAAUUAAGAAAAUAGCAACAAUGAUUGUGGCAAAAUUAAAAGAAACCCCAGCUGUUGAAUCACAACCUGCACCAAUAUUUGGUCCAAUAAAUGUAGCUGAUGGAGGAGGAUUAAUGAGAGGACCAUUUGAUGUUGGAGACAGGAAAAAUUUACAAACAUCAAUGUUAUCCCAGGUUGUUGAUUCAGCAUCGCAACAUAGAAAAUCAAGCUCAUCUGCAAAAACUAUUCCAUCAUUCAUAUCUUCAUCAACAAAGGAUAUAAUUAAUGGUGUAGAACUAGAAGAAUAUCGAUUAAGUAGUAGGGACAUGUUAACUAUAACAUAUGCACUAAAUGAACCACCUCAAGUUUGGUCAGGGAAAAAUGGUAAUAUUGAUAAAGAAAUGAUUUCAGAUUGUUCUCCUACUAGCCCUACCAGUCCUACUAUUCCACAACUAUUUAAAAAUCAUUCAUCACAUGGUGGUUCAUUAACAUCAUCAACUAAUAGAAAUAAGAGGCCAAAUAUUAUAGACUUUACUAAAAAUGACAAUACAGCAAAUACAACAAAUUCACCAGAAUAUUUAACAAUGACACCACCUCCACAAUCAUCAACUCCCCUAUCAAUUAAUAAUUCAAUAAUUGAUACAAGACCAGGUUUAUCAUCUGUAAAUGAUGACAAUUUUAUUAGUAAAGGGUAUAGUAAUAGCAUUAUUACUAUUACUGCCAAUAAUAAGAAAAAACCUAAACUUGAUCCUAACAGUAAAAUAAUGGUUUGUGGACCAACAGAUAUGAUAAAUGUUGUUGAGCAAUCAUUGAAAAAUCUAGGUUAUACUGAGGAAGAUUUUAUAUUAAUAACAUAG
This is a messenger RNA of Entrophospora sp. SA101, 4017 nucleotides long. The record is from the annotation of a GenBank genome assembly. Lineage: Eukaryota; Fungi; Glomeromycota; Glomeromycetes; Entrophosporales; Entrophosporaceae.